Chenopodium quinoa (quinoa) is the source of this 1519-nucleotide messenger RNA. Its product is annotated as protein EXORDIUM-like. NCBI's taxonomy places the organism in Eukaryota, Viridiplantae, Streptophyta, Magnoliopsida, Caryophyllales, Amaranthaceae. The record is from RefSeq and is a predicted model, not a curated record. The transcript is spliced from 2 exons. Bases 394 to 1329 code for a protein of 311 amino acids.
ACCAUGCAUGCGUACUCCUUAUAAUAUUCUUGAACUAUUAAGUUGACCCUUAGCUGCUGCAAGACUGGCUUCCAUAUAAUCCAUAACAAGCCUACAUCUUAGAUUCUUCCUCAAUAUUUUUAGGUCCAACAACUUGCUAUGCUACCUUUAGCACAAUAUUAUGUUCCCUACUCAAUAUACACACUCUUUGAAUAUCUUACUUUAACUUUCUAUUAGUCAAAAUAUUCAUACGUUAGCAUAUUGCUCAUUGCAUGGGGUUUUCCCACUAUUUCCUACCACUUUCCUUAUGCUCCCUUCUUGUGGGUAUAUAAAUACCACAAACUUCCCUUAAUUUUCUCAUCCUCAACUAAACAACUUGCUAAUCAUCAGUAAACAUUCCAAUUAUCGAGUAUAAUGGCGAUAACAUUUGCCUCGAAACACUUCCUCUUGCCUCUCACUCUCCUUUUUCUUGUCAAUGUUAGUGUUGCAUCGAGGAUGCUCGUAGAGUCCUCGACUCAGCCUAUGACUUUCCAAUACCACAAUGGCCCUCUUUUAAGUGGUCGGUUUUCUAUCAACCUUAUUUGGUAUGGUAACUUCAAGCCUACCCAAAGGGCUAUCAUCUCUGAUUUCGUUACCUCCCUAUUACCUUCGCAGCCUGAGAGCCAACCAUCAGUGGCCAUGUGGUGGAAUUCCAUUGGCAAAUACUACGGCCAUGCUAAUCCUAAGAAGCCAACCUCACUCUCCCUCUCCAUGGGCAAGCAAGUCAUCGACGACACUUACUCCCUUGGCAAAACCCUCACCUCCAAGCAGGUUGAAGCCUUGGCUGCAAAGGGUCCACAACAACCCAAUGCCAUCACCGUAGUGUUGACUGCAGCUGAUGUAGUAGUAGAAGGAUUCUGCACAAGCAGGUGUGGGACCCACCGCGUCUCCGAAAAAGCCACUCAGAAGGUCCCAUACAUAUGGGUUGGUAACUCGGAGACACAGUGCCCUGGUCAAUGUGCCUGGCCAUUCCACCAACCUAUCUACGGCCCACAGAGCCCGCCAUUGACCGCACCCAACAACGAUGUUGGCUUGGAUGGCAUGGUCAUUAACUUGGCUAGCCUUUUGGCAGGGACUGUGACCAACCCUUAUGGGAAUGGGUAUUUCCAAGGCCCAAAGGAUGCCCCUCUUGAGGCUGCAUCAGCCUGUCCAGGAAUCUACGGAAAGGGGGCCUACCCCGGUUAUGCCGGCAACCUUUUGGUGGAUGCCACAACCGGAGCUAGCUACAACGCUAACGGAAUCAACAAGAGGAAGUAUCUGCUUCCUGCAUUGUAUGAUCCCAAGACCUCAUCCUGCUCAACUCUGCUUUGAGAAGUUUAGAAACCAACUGCAAUUCUGCAAUACGCCAAAACUAUGUAUAGAUAGAAGUAUAAAAUUGCAUACAGAUUACUACUAGGGUGAAGAAACAAAUACAAGUUACAUACGUAGUAUUAUUUUUAACAAUAGCCAUGUAUUCGUUGGUUUACACAUACUGCAAUAAAAAGUUACCUUUGUCUACCUA